UCUCAGCAUUGCUUCCCAACAACGCGUCAAUGAGUAAAAUGACUAAAAACAAACUCAAUUUGACGUUGCCGCCUGGUUCUGUGGAUGUACCCGCUGGACAGCAAACAACGCCAACACCCUCCUUCAAAACGCCAUCCGGUACCGAGUACGUAAUUGGCAAGCAUAAUCUAUUGGGAAAGGCAAAAAACAGUAUUGAUGCGCUUACGGAAACUUUGGAAGAACUUGAAAUGGAGGAAAGUGCACGCAAACGCAUUAAAGUAUUCCUCAGCCAAAAAGAAAAAAUCGGUGAGUUGAGCGAUGAGGACUUGGAGAAGCUAGGCGAACUUGGUUCUGGCAACGGUGGUGUAGUGAUGAAAGUACGCCACAUUCCCACGCAACUUAUAAUGGCUCGAAAGCUUAUCCAUUUGGAGGUAAAACCAGCGAUCAAAAAACAGAUCAUACGAGAACUGAAGGUUUUGCAUGAAUGCAAUUUUCCACACAUCGUUGGAUUCUACGGUGCUUUCUACAGUGAUGGAGAAAUAAGUAUUUGCAUGGAGUACAUGGACGGUGGUUCGUUAGAUUUAAUCCUUAAACGAGCAGGAAGAAUACCAGAAGCCAUUUUAGCGAAAAUAACAUCCGCCGUUCUUAAGGGAUUGAGCUACUUGCGAGAUAAGCACGCCAUUAUGCAUAGAGACGUUAAGCCGAGCAACAUUUUGGUAAACAGUAGCGGAGAGAUUAAGAUUUGUGAUUUCGGCGUUUCCGGUCAGCUAAUCGAUUCAAUGGCCAAUUCGUUCGUAGGAACUCGAAGCUAUAUGUCGCCCGAACGUCUACAAGGUACGCACUAUUCUGUCCAAUCCGAUAUAUGGUCGUUAGGGCUAUCGUUGGUAGAAAUGGCCAUCGGAAUGUAUCCUAUUCCGCCACCAGAUGCCAAAACAUUAGACUUAAUAUUCCAGGAACGGGGUGACGAUAGCUCUCCCGGACAGAGUAUCAUCGAGCCCAAACCAAUGGCCAUUUUUGAACUGCUCGAUUACAUCGUAAAUGAGCCGCCGCCUAAAUUGGAACAUAAUUCAUUCACCGAUCGAUUUAAGAACUUUGUCGACCUUUGCCUAAAGAAAAACCCCGAGGAGCGUGCCGAUUUAAAGACAUUAAUGAACCAUGAAUGGAUCAAGAACAUCGAAACGGAAGACGUCGAUAUUGCUGGAUGGGUGUGCAAAACCAUGGAUUUGGCACCGUCGACACCGAAGAGAAAUGCGUCGCCAUUUGCUAAUUAAAAUGUAGUGCGCUAACUGUCAUUUAUAUGCAUUCUUUAGAAAGAAGUAAGAAUAUUUUAUACUUUUGA
Anopheles maculipalpis is the source of this 1318-nucleotide messenger RNA. RefSeq names its product dual specificity mitogen-activated protein kinase kinase dSOR1 (gene Dsor1). The coding region runs from base 30 to 1250 and encodes 406 amino acids. NCBI's taxonomy places the organism in Eukaryota, Metazoa, Arthropoda, Insecta, Diptera, Culicidae. Gene Ontology annotation, molecular function: ATP binding; protein kinase activity. Gene Ontology annotation, biological process: protein phosphorylation. The transcript has 3 exons. The record is from RefSeq and is a predicted model, not a curated record.